Molecule: messenger RNA, 1560 nt
Organism: Talaromyces rugulosus
Lineage: Eukaryota; Fungi; Ascomycota; Eurotiomycetes; Eurotiales; Trichocomaceae
Exons: 4
Coding region: 1-1560 (519 amino acids)
Biological process (GO): regulation of DNA-templated transcription
Molecular function (GO): DNA-binding transcription factor activity, RNA polymerase II-specific; zinc ion binding
Source: RefSeq, a predicted model, not a curated record
AUGGUAUACUGUGGAAAGCCUAGUAAAGGCUGCGCAAACUGUCGGAAAAGAAAGAUUAGGUGCGACUUGACCGAACCGUCGUGCCUCCAGUGCCAGAGAGCUAGAUUCUCAUGUCCUGGGUAUCGCAAUCUGAUGGAGCUGAACUUCCGAGAUCAAUCCCAAGACGUCGUUCAGAAAGCUCAUACGAAAAUUGAAUCCCGCAUCUCCAGCGCGAAAUGGAAGUCCCAAGAUUUGCGAUACAAACGACUUCCAAGUACUUCUAGCGACUCUAAUCCAAAUCGAAAUCAGAAAUGGCAAAUAGGCCAUGCCCUUUCUACGAGCCCGAGCGACCAGUCCAUCUGUGUCUUUCUGCACAAUUACGCACCAGACGACUCGGUUGUGAUGAAAGUGCAUUUGACUACCUCGCAAAUUACUAGCCAAGCAAAUUCGUGCAAAGCUGUUCGCUGCGCUAUAUCUGCAAUUGGCCUUGCGGUCAUCGCAAAUACAACAUGCCAACCCAGUCUCCUGGCAGAGGCAAGAGGGGAGUACGCUACCGCAUUACAUCUGACUAAUAUGGCUCUCAAGAAUGAGAGAAUGUCGUUAGAAGACACUACUCUCAGCUCUGUAAUUUUACUUGGGAUGUUUGAGGUGAUGGCUGGUGCAGCUCCCAAGUCGGUGGAUAACUGGCAAAAGCAUAUAAACGGCGCUGCGACGCUUUUACGGAUAUGGGACUCUCGUCAACAUUGGACGCUCACUGGCAUCCAGCUCUUCAUGCAACUAAGAGCUGCGGUGAUGGCGAACUGUCUUCGAACCCAAACCCGUGUACCGGAAAUGAUAAAAGAGCUAUCGAUAGUUGUAAAGCUAUACAGGUCUGAAGACACUUUCCAUUCUGAGAAUUUGAUAAACCUGGUGGCUGAAGUCAGCGACUUCAUCGCCAAGAUAAAAGCUGAUGGGAUACCUUAUUACAUUGAAGUAAUAGAGAGGGCACAGGACCUCGAUAAAAGACUUGAAGCAUGGAGCUCUAGUCUCCCUACCCGUUGGAACUACGCUGUCCAUACUUACUCAGGAAGUCAACGCCUAGCACCUGACCAUACUUGCAACGGCAACUACCAUCUCUAUCCCGAUAUGUGGGCAUGCAACAUUUGGGCAUACUAUCGGACUGCUCGUAUUAUCGUAAACUUGGUUAUUCGAGAUCGGAUACCACCACAACUAAGCGCUUCUCACUGGGAAAGCAUAUUUAAUUCCGCUAAUGGAAAUAUUGAAAGUCUUUCGGUGGAUAUUCUUCUCAGUGUUCCGUUCUCGCUCUCUCUUCGGUUCUCUCCCCCUUCAUCGAAUGAAGGCGAUUCGCGAGCUGGGGGUUGCUUGGGUGGAUACUCCAUACUAUGGCCUCUUUAUGUGGCAGCUAGUGUCUCAGCUCCUGACUCUCUACAUCGAAAAUUGGCUGUCAGCCACCUAGAGUAUAUAGGGCACGCCAUGGGUAUUGGACAAUCAUUUCUUAUGGCGAAAGUUGUCAGAAAUGAGCUUCCGCAUGAAAAUUUGUCGAUAUAUGAUUACUGUCGGUCGUACCGUCCCAGCAUUUGA